GCGGAGAGACAGAGACAGGGACUGACUUGACUGGAGGUAACACUAGCAGGAACUGGAGCAGCUCGGCCACGGUGCUCAGAGGUUCACCUGUCCUGAGAGACGGACACUGCGGUGGAGACAGGGUGGACGCCAGAGCAGCAGGUGACGGCAGCAGGACACAACGUACUUGUGUGGCUUGGCAGGGGGUUUGUGGUGAGCGCAUGAGGAGACUGGCCACAACUCGACUAACAUCCAAAAGUGGGACGGAAGCGUGUGUGCUGUCUCUACACCUGCUGCAGUCAUGAGGUCCAUCCGAUCGUUCGGCAAUGAUGACCGCCAUGUCAUGGCUAAGCACUCCACCAUCUAUCCGUCAUCGGAAGACUUGGAGGCUGUGCAGACGCUAGUGUCCACCGUGGAGUGCGCCCUCAAGCAUGUGUCCGACUGGUUGGACGACCUCAAUCAGACUGACACAGAAGAGGAGGCCGCCAAGACGGAAGACUCAGCUGAGGGCAGCUCCAAGGAGCAGAGUGGGGGUGCUCUCUGUGGAGUGAUGCGCAUCGGCCUGGUGGCCAAGGGCCUCCUCAUCAAGGACGACAUGGACCUGGAGCUGGUGCUGAUGUGUCGAGAGAAACCCACAGAGACACUGCUCUGCACCGUCUGCGACAACCUGCCCCUGCAGAUCCAGAAACUGACGGAGGACAGGUACGAGGUGCAGCGCUGCAUCCCUGAAGCGGCCAUCCUGGUGCACAAGACCAAAGAGCCAAGGCUCACCCUGAAGGUCACCCUCACCUCCCUGCAAAUGAGGGAUGAAUACGGCAAGGGAGACGAAGUAGAGAAUGUUGAGCUGAAAGAUCCACCCGACGUGCUGGACCGGCAGAGAUGCCUGUUCGCGCUGGCGUCUCUGCGACAUGCCAAAUGGUUCCAGGCCAGAGUGAACGGGUUGAAGUCCUGUGUGAUUGUGCUACGUAUUCUCAGAGACAUGUGCAAUCGUCUGCCGGUCUGGGAGCCGCUGAAGGGCUGGCCCCUGGAGCUGAUCUGUGAGAAGGCCAUUGCCACGUGUAACCGGCCAUUGGGGGCGGGUGAGGCACUCAGAAGGGUAAUGGAGUGCCUGGCCUCUGGAAUCCUGCUCCCAGGUGGUCCGGGAUUGCAUGACCCCUGCGAGAAGGAGCCAACAGAUACGCUGGCGGGCAUGACAGACGAGGAGGCGGAAGCCAUCACGUUCAGCGCGCAGCAUGCCCUGCGGCUCCUCGCAUUUGGGCAGAUCUACAAGGUUCUGGAGAUGGAUCCCAUCCCCUCCAGCAAACCCUCCCAGAAGUACAUGUGGUCUGACAAAGAAGGAACAGGGCUGAAGAGGCCUUAUGAGGAUGGAGCCAUGGACGACAAAGACCUCAUCAAGAAGAUGAAGCGCAACUUGAGAAAAGUUCUGGACAGCAAAGCAAUAGACUGCAACCAACCAAUGAACGCUCUGAUGCGGCUGAACCAGAUCCGGCCGGGCCUGCAGUACAAGCUACUGUCCCAGUCUGGCCCGGUCCAUGCACCCGUCUUCACCAUGUCUGUCGAUGUGGACGGCGCGGUCUAUGAAGCAUCAGGGUCCUCCAAGAAGACGGCCAAGCUGCACGUGGCAGUGAAGGUCCUGCAGGCCAUGGGAUACCCCACAGGGUUUGACACAGACCUGGACUCCAUGAGCGCCGAUGAGAAGUCAGACAGCGAGGGCAAGAUUGAGAUGUCCACCAAUUCAAGCAAUAACAUGACAAACUCCACCACAGAAGGCUCAAACGCACUGGAGGUGCGAGCUCAGGGUCCUAUACUCACUGCUAGCGGCAAAAACCCGGUGAUGGAAUUGAAUGAGAAGCGGCGGGGGCUUAAGUAUGAGCUCAUAUCGGAAAGCGGCGGUAGCCACGACAAGCGUUUCGUCAUGGAGGUGGAAGUGGAUGGGCAGAAGUUCCGGGGGGCGGGGCCCAACAAGAAGGUGGCCAAGGCCAGCGCAGCUCUAGCUGCUCUCGAGAAGCUCUUCUCCGGACCCAACGCUGUCGGCAACAAGAAGAAGAAGAUCAUCCCUCAGACGAAAGGGGCCAUCGCUGCCGCUGCGUCCAUUGCUGCCCAGGCUGCCAGGGGUCGAGGACGGGGGGCUCUGACCAGAGGGGCGUUCGUCAGCACCGCCACAGCGCCCGGAUAUGUCACACCAGGGUACGGGACCCCUUACGGGUACAGCGCUGCUGCCGCCCCAGCCUACGGUUUGCCCAAGAGAAUGCUUCUGUUGCCUGUCAUGAAAGUGCCCACCUACCCCGUCCCUCACUACUCCUUUUUUUAGAGCAGGGGCCCACCCAACCCACACUCAUUCAACUUAAUAAACUGUACAGAAUUUUAGAAGGGAAAAAUAAUUUUUUUUUCCUCCAAACUCAACAUGGAGGAGUAAGGACUUGAGCAGUGGAUUAUUUGUAAAGUGCGUUUUUUUUUUUUUUGCUUUCAUACUACUUUAAUCUUUUACUGAUUAAAAAGUUUAAAUGCAGGUUUAAGGUCUUUGAAACUGCAGGUUUAAGUUCUUUGAAACUUGAAGGAUUUUUACUGUGAAGCAUUACCUCAUUCUUUGAAUAUAAAUUAUACCAGCCUUUUUGUUGUUGGUGUUUUCUGUAGGUUAAGAUUUACAGGCCAUGAGAUUUGGCACAGACACAUUCUGUAAGGGGGAUAAAAGCAAUGCGAAGGAUGUAUAGAUAAUUAUACUGUUGAUAACAAAUAAAAAUCUCCUACAACAGCUGAGUGGUGUACUGCCUGCCUGUGCUAGCUCCUUAGUUAGACUCCUGAGGCUGUAGCAUUGAGUCUCCUGCUUUGAAUGCCAUAGAUUUUAGUGAGUAGAAGAGCUCUGGGUGAUUCCUGCAGUGAAACAGGAAGUUAGAUGGUGUGUACAGGCAAUGGUGCUGGUGUAUACAGAAAGCAGAGUGUAGUAGUGCUAUUGGUGGCUUUGUGCAUCUUUAGUAGUACUCUUCAUUACCUGCCUUUGGGGUCCUUCACUUAGCUGUUGCAGCAACAUAGUUUCUUCUUAGAGGUAC
Molecule: messenger RNA, 3026 nt
Organism: Megalops cyprinoides (Indo-Pacific tarpon)
Lineage: Eukaryota; Metazoa; Chordata; Actinopteri; Elopiformes; Megalopidae
Product: spermatid perinuclear RNA binding protein
Exons: 19
Coding region: 281-2290 (669 amino acids)
Cellular component (GO): precatalytic spliceosome
Molecular function (GO): single-stranded RNA binding; double-stranded RNA binding
Source: RefSeq, a predicted model, not a curated record